ACACAUCAUGCGCGCAUGCGCAAAUACACGUGCAGGACGGCUUUAGCAAGCGUUAGCAUCAGUAGGUAAACAUGUAAUUUAUGCUAGAUGAAAAUAGGUUGCUUUUUCCCCAACACAAUGGCAACUCCAGCUAUUCGGAUGUUCCGGAGACUAGAAGGAGUUUUUUGUGUUUACAAACCUGCCGAUGUUCACUGGAAACUUGUGCGGGACACGAUAGAGACUAAUCUUCUUAAAGGUGUAAACGCUACACAUCCUCAGCCAGUUCCUCGUGAGGUUCGGUUCUUGGUGAGCUCAAGCGAUGAACCUGGAGCAGCCAAAGGACUCAGAGUGUCUCCAGCCGCGGUCCCUGUCCUGUCGAAGCACCCACUAGUGACUGGACCUGAAUUCCAGCAAAUCAAAGUUGGAGUGGGCCACCGCCUGGAUACUUCGUCCUCCGGCGUCCUCGUUCUUGCUGUCGGGAAUGGAAACAAGACUCUGAAUGAUCUGUACAAUACACGAAUCACUCGGGACUAUACAUUAGAGUGUGAAUUUGGGAUGGCAACGCAUGAUUUCUCUCACACUGGUCGGGUUUUGGAAAGGUCCACUUAUGAUCACAUCUCAGAGGAUAAGCUGGAGAGAGUCACUGCAAUGCUGGAAGGAGCCAAUCAGAAGGCUUUGAGAAUGUAUUCUACGGUAGACAUGGGCUCACAGGAAGCAUACGAGAUGGCGGCCAAAGGUUUACUGGGUCCAGACGGAAAAUCGGCUCCUAUUUUAACGGGGUUACGCUGCAUUCACUUCCAGCCUCCCAAAUUCACUUUAGAGGUGCAGUGCCUCAACGAGACCCAGAAAUAUUUGCGUAAAGUUGUUCAUGAGAUCGGACUUGAGCUGCGCAGCACGGCGGUGUGUAAAGGAGUGAGGCGGACCAGAGACGGGCUCUUCACCCUGCAGGACGCACUCACACGUCACCACUGGUCUGCUGCGGAUGUAAUGGAGGCCAUUUAUAAAUACCACUCGUCAAAGAGAAACCAAAAGAAAAUCCUGUUUCCCAUCAGGGAAUCCACGUUAGAAACAUCUGGAAGCAGACUGACAGGCACUCAUCAAAACAAAGAUGCAGCAGCUGGAUGAUCUGUUAUCGAACGAAUCAGCUCUAAGAGCUGUGUCUGAGCCUGAAUCCCACUCUACUUAAACACAGUUCAGCUCAGCAGGAAAAGACAUUUUCUGAUCAGAGACGUUGGAUUAUGAAGAACCCAAAAUAAGGGUGGUUUCUUCUUUUUGCUGUUUCAGAGCCACGGGGGCUGGUAUCAUUCCCAGCAUCCACCAGGUGGAAGGUGUCAAGAUGUGCUUCCUCAUCAGACUCCUCCCACCUGUCAUGCGUACACCAGGGUGUGCUCCAUUUAUCUAAAUGUGUGUCCUUGGGCUUGAUUUGGUAGAAAUAAGGUUGAGAUAAUUUUGUUUACACUUGUGUGUGUUUCACUGAAAUCUGUUUUUAAACUGGUCUCAUGCUGUCUGUGAUAAAGUUUUCCUUCUCAGAAAAAUCCGUUUUACCUAGUAAAUCUUGUAACAAUUUAUUUAGUAAAAAGAUUUUUCUUUGUGCUCCUAAAGGACUCCGUGAAAAGAACAAAGUAAUUUGAUUAGACGGCAGGAUGAGAUGAACUUCCUCUGAUAUCUCAAGGCAGUGCCAGUCAAUAUCAGAUCUGCUGUACUUCCUCCCUGACCUCUGUGGAUCCCAGAGGAACGCAGUCUCUGUGUUUGUGUUUCCAGCUAAACCUCCGCUCUGGUUGUUAGGUUACUGGUGUGGCGCAAUUGUUGUCAUGCUCUUCAUACCGUUGGAGGACUUGCCGUCCCUCAGGGGAACACAGUUUUCUUUGUCAGUCUGGAAAAACAUCAGCUCAGGACGCGGAUUAAGUGUGCCAGGAAACAAACUGUUCUGGAGGUUUAUUGAGGGUAAAAUGUUUUUAUUGUUCUGAAUUAUUCCACAGUAAUGUAAUAAAAAAUGGCAGAAUCAAAGUAAA
Molecule: messenger RNA, 1991 nt
Organism: Nothobranchius furzeri (turquoise killifish)
Lineage: Eukaryota; Metazoa; Chordata; Actinopteri; Cyprinodontiformes; Nothobranchiidae
Gene: trub2
Product: TruB pseudouridine (psi) synthase family member 2
Biological process (GO): pseudouridine synthesis; RNA processing
Molecular function (GO): RNA binding; pseudouridine synthase activity
Source: RefSeq, a predicted model, not a curated record